AUGCUUUGCGAACUCUUACGCAACGAUAAGUAUCAUGCAUCGACAUUGGUUCCCUUUAUGCUUUCUAAUUUAAUCGACACGAUAUGCACAAGAAUCCCGGAUCCUCGCUUAGUCAUUGUUAAGCUGGAGGGCUGCACGACGGGCUACCCAAUCAACCUCGGGCUUGGGUCUACAAUACACCACUUCUUUCAUAACUCAUACCCCCUGAAAGACUACAGUAAUAAAGCCAAAACUUCCUCAGUUCCAUGUCUUUUCGUUGUUCUUAGAAACCCAGAAUUCUUCUUUACCACAGCAGGAACCCUAAGAUCGUUGGGAUGCAUACUGAACUUUCAGAACAAUGGUAUGAUAGGACGGUAUCGAAUUUCGGGUCCGUCAAUGAAUUUGGACAAAAUCCAUGUUCUCUCACGAUCUACGUUCGCCCCAUUACGCCCUGAAAGCAAACUCAACUACCGACAAUACACGCUAAACUAA
Lindgomyces ingoldianus is the source of this 471-nucleotide messenger RNA. RefSeq lists its product as uncharacterized. The record is from RefSeq and is a predicted model, not a curated record. The transcript is spliced from 5 exons. The coding region runs from base 1 to 471 and encodes 156 amino acids. Lineage: Eukaryota; Fungi; Ascomycota; Dothideomycetes; Pleosporales; Lindgomycetaceae.